Molecule: messenger RNA, 785 nt
Organism: Pieris rapae (cabbage white)
Lineage: Eukaryota; Metazoa; Arthropoda; Insecta; Lepidoptera; Pieridae
Exons: 4
Coding region: 108-785 (225 amino acids)
Source: RefSeq, a predicted model, not a curated record
AUUUAGGAAAAUAAUUAUCCUAUCCGAGUUCUCACUAUAGUCUAUUAAUAAAAAGAAGUAUUAUAAUAAUCACCUUAUCUCCAAUUUAUUUUCUAGGUGCAAUUUGCAUGCUAAUAUCCUGGUUAACUCUAAGCUGUCGUUUUGUUCCCGAUAGCAGUGAACUGCACGAGGUAAUUCUGAUGAAGCUUUUAUACCUUUACGAUCCAGAAGCCUGUGGAAGGAUCCACUUCUAUAACUUCACAAUGGCUAAACAAGAAAAUACAAUCUUUUCAACUGUCAUGUGGCCAGUUAGAAAUCCUAUAGCAUCUAGAUUUAGAAGUGCAAUGCGAAUCUGGUUGUCGCUUCACAUCAUCUGGCUUGCUUUAAGUAUUGUGAACCUCACACACGCAAGAAGACCUUGUGGAUUCUACGCUGUGGUGGUACCCUUCACAUUAACCGGCCUGGCUAUGUUGGUGACAGACGUGGUCUUUAUGGCCAUGUUCAUAGAGGAUAUUGCAAAAACCGACACCGAAAUUGGCAUUUUGGAGUUUAUGAACGGUGGCGGUAAAAACCUCAGAUGGAUUGUGAAGAAAUAUCCAUGGAAGACGAUGCAGGAGCUUGGUCAAUCUCCUUUAGAUGAUACAUCUUGGAUAGCACUAAUUUUUGCUUUCGGCAGCUGCAGAGGAAUUGUGCAAUGGAUACUGAACUUCUGGCUCGUGAAGGAUAACUAUUUUGCUGGGCUAGAUUAUCACCGUAAAUUACAAAAAGAAAUAAGCGUGCGACAUGCUCGUGUUUUAAAAAAAUAA